Didymella exigua CBS 183.55 is the source of this 1485-nucleotide messenger RNA. RefSeq lists its product as uncharacterized. NCBI's taxonomy places the organism in Eukaryota, Fungi, Ascomycota, Dothideomycetes, Pleosporales, Didymellaceae. The transcript has a single exon. Bases 1 to 1485 code for a protein of 494 amino acids. The record is from RefSeq and is a predicted model, not a curated record.
AUGUCGUCGCCCGUGGGGCAGAGGGCGCUCAGCACUCUGGCAAAGACGCUCCACCCGCAGCUCCCUCUUACGCCCCGGGAGAGCCAGCAGCUGCUCAGUCUGCUGACCACCUCCUUCCGCAACCACCUCGACCGUGAGCACCCCGUCCACACCAGCGAGAAGGCCCACAAUUCUGUGGCUCGUACUGAUGCGCGCCGUGACGACCACAGCGCCCUGCACGGCCCGUGCUCGGCGGCGCUGGCUUCACGCCACAUCAAAACCGUCUUGUUGAACCCGCUGUUCGCCGUGAAGCCCUCUCGACACGUGAAGCUCUCUCGACAAGAAAAGCCCUCUCGACAAGAAAAGUCCUUUCGACAAGAAAAGUCCUCUCCACAAGAAAAGCCCUCUCGACAAGAAAAGUCCUCUCGAGAAGAAAAGCCCUCUCGAGAAGAAAAGCCCUCUCGAGAAGAAAAGCCCUCUCGAGAAGAAAAGCCCUCUCGAGAAGAAAAGCCCUCUCGACAAGGCCCAGAGUCGGCCGCCUUGGGCGUCCUGAGCGAUCCGGUGGGUUGGUUCCUCAACGACAUCGCCGCCGGCAAUGCAUCCCUAUCGAAGGCUGCUCUGGUCCUCGACAUACUCGGCAGUCGCCCAUCCCCGCCGACCUCGCAACCGCAGAAGGGCAGAACAGCAGGCGCUGUGAUUGGUGAUUGGUUGCACUCUAGUGGCUUGUACAACUCCAGCGAGUUCCUCGACAUGUGCCUCGUGAAGCCAAGCGCCAAGCGGCCGACGACGUUCAUGUCGCGCCUCGUGGCUGCUAUGAUGGUCGACGGCAAGGAGGCGCUUCUCUGGAAGUGGUUCUUGAAUCGGUUCGCUCAUGACGUGAGCUCCGUGCAGGCCAUCUCGUUCAGGAAGCAGCUGUUGAAGCACAUGGUGGUAGCCAGAGCUGCCCAGGACCUGCAUGGGGCUAUUGCGCUGUUCAGCAGAGCGCACCAGAUGGUCGAAGAGCAGCCCGACAAACGAUGGGAAGAGCUCAGGCCUGCUGGUCAGUACCUGGUGCAGGCCGUCAUGUCCAAGUCGACUGCCUCGGUGGACAAUGAUCUCUACAAUUCCUUCCGGCGCAAUGUCCGACUUUGGGUUCCUAACCAAUGGGCGCAGGCCGUGAAUUCGAUGCUGUGCCUGCACCACCCCGAUAAACCAUCCGCUAGACCAGGCCUCGACUUCAUUGAAGACCCUGCCGGAGCUGCUACAUACGCCAAUGCCAAACCAGCUCAACGACGCUUCGUAGUGCAGGUCAGCUUGGGCGUCGCUCGACAGCUCCUUGAGCAAGAGCGCUACCACGAAGCCCAGACUGUCAUGGCCUUUACCAAACAGCACUUUUCUGACCUGGUGUUGGAGAAUCUCCCUACUGCACAGAAGAAAGCUGUCCAGCGUCAAUCGAACAAGAUCAAAAAGGCAGAGACAGACGAGGAGACGAAUCUUGCGCUUUUGGACGGUCUUGCCUUUACAUGA